AUGACUGGCGGGCAACGUCCCAGGCGUCCUCCACCAAAUGCCCUAUCGAUAAACCCCCAACAGCUUCAACCCUCGGUGACCUCGUCGAGUAGCGAUGCGGGGGAUUCUCGAUUACGUGUGCCCAACGAACCCUCCUCCAGGCAGACAGGAAACCCCAAAGUGGCCAUACCCAGAGUGCCUGGCUUGCUUGAGCAGUCAAACACAAACAAACGGGUUGGCCACGCCUGCGAAUCAUGUCGAGAACAGAAAACAAAAUGCAGCGGUGAUCGCCCAGCAUGCGAACGUUGUCAAGAACUCGGCUUAAUGUGUUUAUACGGAGAUCGGAAACGUGAACGAACAGCGAAACAGCUUAGGGAUUAUGCGAACCAAGUGAAUGAAUAUGAACAGCUUUUGAACAGUCUCCAUCCAAAACUUGAUCCAGAAGAUGUCCAGACCAUCCAAGAUACGCUGGCUAAAUAUAGGCUCGAUACUGACAAGUACACUUCCGACGACUUUUCCACGUUUUUCAGUCGAUCAGGUCCUUCGGACUCGUCCGAUCAUACGUCAGCCCCUGGACGACCGGCUCUGCUGAACGUUCUCAGCGGCGCCGAUUAUACAGAGGAAGAUUUCAACCGAAACGAUCAAUCCAAAGCCCUCGGUUUCGUGGGCAAACAUGCCGAGACAGCCUGGUUGUAUAACCUGAAACGUGAGAUCGAGUCAAAUACCGGAGACGCAGAACAAACAGAACCGAACUUACUAGAAGGCCAUCGAGGCUACCAUUCCAUCGCAUCGGCAAGCUAUUUCCUGGACGACUGUGAGAUUACGAUCAACGAAGACAUUGAUCCUCUAGGUCGACCCUCGCAAGUUGUUGCUAACGGACUGGUGCAAACUUUCUUCAACACGGUGCAUGCUGAUUUACCGAUUCUAAGAAAGGAAACAUUUCUCAACCAGGUGAAUUCUUUUUACACGGCUGCAUUCGUUCAGCCUGGGCGCCAGUGGCUGGCCAUUUUGAACCUGGUGUUUGCGAUAGCAUCUCGAAGUGACCAGCAUCAGAUCCGGAACACUUUGCGGAAUGUUGGCGAGGAGACCCUGCAGUAUUUUUCUCGGGCCUGGAAACUGGGCCUGAAAGACACGUGUCUUCUGGACCACGCUGAUUUGCAGCAAGUUCAGAUCGAAGGAUUGACGUCGUUCUUUCUCUUGUCUUUAGGCCACAUAAACAGGGCGUGGAGAAUAUGCGGGUUAGCCGUUCGAUCGGCAACAGCCAUGGGCCUGAACUUGCGGAGUGAAAGCAAUUACGUGACACUUGCGUCAAAGGAGUCACGCUACAAGGUCUGGUGGUCUCUCUACACACUCGAAACACUUCUCGGAAUCAUGCUGGGCCGUCCGAUCAGCGUGGAGAAGGAAUUUUGCACAACGCCGUUCCCGGUUCCAUUCGAGGAACAUGACUUUUCCGAUCCGAAGGUUAUACAGGUUAUGAGCGAUGGCAGACUUCGCAACAAUCUUCUGGGCCAUGUUAUUGCGGGACCGUUUGGCGAUGCUUCUCUCGCGUUGACGGGGCAGAGUAUCCGGACGGCGAUGGAGCUUUUGAAACCGAAUCAUGUCCUUUAUUUCGUGUGUUUUCUCGACCUCGCCCGGUUGAUGCGACAGGUCGUCGAAGCCCUAUACGCUCCUGAUGUUUCUCAAUAUCUACCGACGGACCCGGAAAUCGUCAUCACUGAUCUUAACAUCAAAGCCGACGUGUGGCUUUCAAAGCUACCGUCUGCAUUCAAAUUCACGGACGAGAAGCGUGUGACGACUCGAGAUUACCGUUGCCUCCGCCUCGGGCUACAGUACUAUAGUACGAGAAUAUUGAUUUCCAAGUCCUGCCUCCACAGUCUCGAUUGGUCUUCAGCAGGCGACCACAGAUUUUACGAAAAGACCGGAGACAGCUGUGUGGAAGCUGCUUGUCACAUGUUGGGUCUCUUCCCGGCAGCAUUUGACGCUACAUGGCUGACCGAGGUGGCGCCGUGGUGGUCUGUACUGCAUUAUCUUGUCCAGGCCACGACAGUUCUGUUGAUCCGGGUUUCUGCCAGUGCAGAUUCGUCGCGAAAUUUGCGGCAUGCACUGGACAAAGCGGCCACGUGGUUGAGUGGGUUGUCGUUGAAGGAUUUGGCUUCGCAGCGAGCGUAUGCUGUAUGUGCCAGUCUGCUUGAACAACUCGAUCCAAUGGCUGGACAAGGGGGGGGUGUGAGAUAG
Messenger RNA from Talaromyces rugulosus, 2214 nucleotides. RefSeq lists its product as uncharacterized. The transcript is spliced from 4 exons. Gene Ontology annotation, biological process: regulation of DNA-templated transcription; DNA-templated transcription. Lineage: Eukaryota; Fungi; Ascomycota; Eurotiomycetes; Eurotiales; Trichocomaceae. Bases 1 to 2214 code for a protein of 737 amino acids. Gene Ontology annotation, molecular function: zinc ion binding; DNA-binding transcription factor activity, RNA polymerase II-specific; DNA binding. The record is from RefSeq and is a predicted model, not a curated record.